CGGGCCGAUCUUACGGGAGUACGAGGUGGCACGACUGCGGAUCGCUGCGCGUCGAGCCAUAGCUUCCGUUCCACUAGCACCAUUUCCACAAUUGUGUUGAUAGUCUUACUUAGUCGGCACACGCAAGGGUCACGAAACGCUCUACGGAGCAGUAUCUCCCGCUGGUGGAGAACCCGGGGAACCCUAAAUCUUGGGGACUCGCCCCCUAUAGACCACGUCUGGUAGCCAACGCGUUCAUGUUCGUUGUUUGUUCUCAUCAUAUCGUUCUCUCGGCGCGCAUCUCUAUCGUCGCCAUUCUCGACUUGGCGCCGACCACAAUCAACUCCUAUUUCCAGGGAGAAGCGAGCAGGGCUAUACAAAGAUGUAUCUACGCCCAGGAUUCGUCGUGGUAAUCGUCGGGGGAGUUCUGACAACAAUAUCAACAAUCGUCGUGGCGCUCCGAUAUUACUGCCGGUACUUUCUUGUCGGAUCUCUCAGCGCAAGCGACCAUCUCAUGCUAGUCUCUCUGGUCAUCGCAUGGGGAACUUUUAUAAUCAACUACUACCAAGAUGUGACGAGCAGUGGCUAUCGACCCACAUACCUCCGUAGACCUGACAAAAGGCCAGAGAUUGAGGGCUACGUGCUGGGAGUACUCAUCUCCUGGUGGGCCUACCGGUUCGUCUACGUUAUAGGACUUGGCUUCAUCAAGCUCAGUAUCCUCUUCUUCUACCGCUCCAUUGCUGCCAACGUCACCUUUCGCCGAAUCGUGUAUGGCACGAUGGGGUUUGUGGUGCUGUACACAUUUUCUGCGACCAUUGCCGCAAUCUUCCAGUGCCAGAAUCCAGCGAGCGCUUGGUCCACGACAAACUACUUUGCGCAAUUCGACCCCACCCUCCAGAGAGAGCCCGCUGUGUGCUGGGAUCCAGUUCCGCUAUGGGUUUUUUCGUCAGCGUGCAACCUACUCACCGAUGUCAUCAUUCUGUUGAUGCCACUGCCGACGCUGCUGAGUCUCCGGAUACCAAUGGGCAAAAGACUAGCACUGAUUGGCAUCUUUUCUGUGGGAUUGAUGGCUAUUGUUGCAUCUUCAGUACGCAUGUGGGUCAUGUACAUGUGGGCUGAGUCUCCUUAUAACUCUGCGCGAUACGGCGCGGAUCUGCUCCUGUGGGGUCAGGUUGAGACCAACAGUGGCAUUAUAUCUGCCUCUGUACCAUUUCUCCGUCUUCUCUUCCGCAACAAGGAAAAGAAGCCGCAACAGAGCGGCACACCACAGAAGAUUUUCGCGACUCCACCAGAAGCCCAGCCACCAACGCCGCCAAAGGACGACGAGUACAGUCCACGUAAAGUGCCAGAUGUAGAGAUGUGGCCACUUCCAAACGAGAAAGGCCUUGACAGGGGAGAUUCUGUCGGUUUCAUCACAAUACACGAAAGAUCGACGAUAGCAAGAGAGUCGAAUUGGGGUCCGUUUGUCACAAUACCAGAGAGCUUGAGCUCGGAUGGCAAAGACAGUCCAUAUCUGGCACCUCCAUUUUCGCCGCAUAAGACGGCGUGAGGCAAAUGAGAUUUCUUUUGUUUGGUUUAUAUGUAAGUAAUGUUUAUAUGUGCAUGCCCGGAACGAGGUAUACGUGUCUUGAUAAGAGCGGAAGUAGCUGGGCUACGGGGCUGCUACGCAGCUGAUGAUUUUUGUGUAUAAUACGAACGCAUAUCAAAAACGUAAUGAUAAAUUUCACCCGC
Bipolaris sorokiniana ND90Pr is the source of this 1710-nucleotide messenger RNA. RefSeq lists its product as uncharacterized. Lineage: Eukaryota; Fungi; Ascomycota; Dothideomycetes; Pleosporales; Pleosporaceae. The transcript is spliced from 5 exons. The record is from RefSeq and is a predicted model, not a curated record. The coding region runs from base 362 to 1528 and encodes 388 amino acids.